AGCCGCGCGCCGCCUGGAGGGGCCACGUCCUCCGCCCUUUUCACAGUGCUUGGUCUGGGAGCCCCCGGUGUCGCCGUGGGUGGGCCUGUUGGGGUGCUGGGAGCCGGGCUCUCUCGCCAUCUUUAGCACUGAACGCGGAAGGGACAGUUCCUUUAUUGGCAAAGGAGACAUGAAAUCGGGUUUAUUAUGCUUUAUUAACUAUUGUGCACCUUCCAGAGAGUUUCGGCUAUUGGGCAGUAUAGAGGUAAAAUAAAUAUUUUAAGUAGACGACAAGCUUCUCUGUUAGUUUCAAGAUAAAUAUUUUGUGGUCUGAAUAAACAUUGCAAGUAGAUAUGCCGGUUAGGACAAAACAAUACCCAAAGUGUAAGGGGGAUAACUUUGUAUUUGGCUGCAUUAACGUGCUAGAGGGCUUGAUUUUCUUUUCAUGGUCCACGCAACAAAUGAUGUACUCUUGUAACGUAGGAUAACAACUACUUCCUCUAAGGCUGUUUAUUCCAUUUAUUUUCCCUUAAGUAUUUCUGAAUUAAGCACGCCCGCCGCUUGCACAUUCCUGCUUACAUUUUGUUCUCUAUACUUCUGAUAUAAAAUUUUGAUUCCCUGUGUUUGAACUUUUGUAACUUUACCGAGGCCUCAACCCGGAGAGCGGCUUUAACUGGAUCCAGUCUGCAGAACAGCCGAAAGACUCCUGAAUUUAUAAACCUUCUGUCAGUGAUAGACAGAAAUUAAAUAUUUUUGUGUGUAAGACAGUGAUAGGCAUCUGUCUUGCUGCUCCAUUGUUAAGUUUGGAGUGUGGUACGACAGCAUAGGCUCACGAUGGGCAAAAGGAAAGAUCAAAGUGUAGAUGGUGAGAGAUCAAGAUGGAUGAUGGAUUUGCUCUUAAAGGUAUGAAAGCAUUUGAAUUGUUAGUAAGAAUGCUGAUUUCUUUUGAAAGAGUGGGCUGCUCUGUAUUGUGUGAACGCUUCAGUAAAGAGCUUUUCUGGUAGAUCUUGCUGGUAGGGGUCCCUCCCCCCCUCUCCCCCGCUUGUGGUUAGGGGAUUAGGGAUUAAAAUCGCAGACACUUUCAUAAGCUGAGAGUGGACAUGAUUACCAGUUCUGAAAUAACUGCCCCUGUUAUUACUGUUUUGCUGCUUGAUGGAGUUCUGCUUUAUUUUAUGACAUGACUGUGCUUCACUUACACAACAUUAAUAAAUGUGGUGUAAUAAACUAUUCUUAAAUUCUCUUGGAAAAACAUGUUCUCACACUAAUGUUCUCAAUGUAGGGUUUGGAGAUGAAAAUAUAUUGGAUUACUUUCUGAAUGCCAAGCAAAUUAAGACAAGAGAUGGAGCUGAAAUCAUCUGGUAUCAUAGAGCAAAUAAUAAGUUACAAAUGAAAGAGGCAAUACAAAGUACAGCUCACAUGAUAGAGGCAGAUAUUCUUCUUCAAGAAGGGGUAGGAAGAAGUGAACCUGUCAUGGCUCAUCCACCUGAAACAUCUAGUGAUAACUCACUACAAGAAUGGCUAAAUGAGGUUAAAAACACUAACAAGGGCAUCAAGCUUGAUUUUAAAAGCUUAGCAGCAGUGAAUCCCUCAAUAAAGCUUCUUGGAGAUCUAAAACUGAGGCAGCCCAUUUGGUUGAAUGCAGAUAUUCUUCCUGGCCCAAAUGGAAGUAACUGUGUAGUAGAUGCAAAGGGGUUCCUAGACACAGUAACAUCAUUUUUCCCAGCUGUGACUUUAUCACUGGGAUGGACAACUGAUUGGAUUAAUCUCAAAUGCAAUAAAGGCUAUAGUUCAGCAAUGGUGCAGGAGAUGGCAGCAAUAUGUAGCAAUCUAGUACAGCCAAUAACAUUUCCUGUAAGAGCCGCUUUGGUGCGCCAGUCCAUAUCUGAACUUACGUGGUUAUUACAGCAAUCAGACAGAUACACUCUGACCAUUUGGACAGGAAAAUAUGAUGAAUAUUCUGUAGAAGAUCUACUCUACAUCAGAGACAGCUUUGAUAAAAAUAGAGUAUUUUAUGAUCUCUUAGAACCGCAAAAUUCUGAAUUCAGAAAAGCCAUAGGAAUGCACAUCACAGCAUAAAGAAAACUGACUGUUCAAAUGAUACCUUGUGGUAUCAUAUCAUUGACUGUGGAAAAUGCAGUGGCUUGGAUUCUAACUUUUAUAUUAUGAUUGGAGCAAAUUACAUGGAAUGAGGCUUUGUAUCUCCCCUUUCCCUCUGAGACAUCUCUCUUCUUCAACUCUGCUUUUGUGGAUUGGUAGAUCUUCGGGAAAAGUGUGGAAUGUUUUGUGAGGAGUCAUAGAUGGAGGGAAAUUUGUGGGGAAAUUAUCCCUCCCCCAUGAAUGCUGUAGUAAUGUAGGAUCCAAGCUCCUUUUUUAAAAUCAAAGAUUAAACCAAAAUAGAAUUAUUGCAGUUCUUAUGUCUUUCAGGACAUUAUCUCUGUACAAGGUUGGAGUUCUCAAAUUGAGAAAAAGGUCUUCCAGAAAUUCUGUUUACUCUGGAGGUCACCAGCUUCGGCACUGACAAAGUGGAGCUGUCCCUUUUCUGUGGCUGCUCUGCAAUCAGACUCACUUUGUUGUCAGGCAGUAGGUGGUUCCAUGGUGUCACUAUGUACAGACAUCUUAAUGGUUGACUUGAGAGAAUGAUUCUGCCAAGCAUUCAUGAUAUAACUGAGGUUUAUUAACGGCACCAACAUCAUUUUGAUUCAUGAUGAGAAAUUAAAUGUUGACUAAUCUUUCCCCUCCCCCUGCCCCAGAGUAGUUUUCUAAAUAAUACAGUGCUGGUUCCCAGUGGGCAUAUACAGUACCUUGUACUGGAAAUCCAUUAACAGCUAUACUUAUAUCUAUGCUCUCAUAAACAUGGAACAUGGUAUGUGACCAACUGCCUAAAGUCAAACUCUGUGAAAUAGCUAGGAUGACCCUCAUCCUUCAGCCAUGAUCGCACCCUGAAGGACUUGGAGCAGGCAUUCUUGAUUCUGUAAUAGUCACUCAGAGCACUGAAAAUGAGCGACUAAGAUGGGCAAGUCCAGAAAAGAGUUACUAUAGCCUAGGCUUAUUUCAUACAUGAAAUUACUUGAGGUGGUGGUGAGUUUGAAGUGAUGAAAGAGAUUUAUACCUUACCUAUGAAAAGUCAUGCAACAGUAAACAAGCUAGUUUUUAAAGUACAGCAGGCUUAUUUAUCACUAUACUUGUAAGGUGCCUGUGGGAAAAACUGCAUGCCCUGUUCUCAAAUACCAUUUUUCCUUCCUUGCUUUGCUCUUUUGUUGUCUGUGCUAUCUAUAUUUUCUGUCACUGUGGCUUAUCACAUUGCUCCCACUGCUUUAUUUGGCCUCCUGCCUUCCGUGCUACAUCUGUGCACAGUGAACUGUCCAACUUAAUAUUGGGCCUUUGACGUUAAUAAGGCCCGAUUGCUACAAAGGACCGGUGUGACCUGAAACAAAAUGUUGCUGUAUGGAAUGCUCUUGCUCAAAGGUCUAGCCAGCCAGUCAUACCCAUUUCCGGAUACUCUGUUCCCCUGCCUCCCAAUUUCUUCCCUUCUCCCACCUCUUCCUGCAGUCAGUCAGCAUUCUUUGCCCACUGAGCUUGCUCGGUCCUCACUGAUUUGCUCUGUGGAUUUCUCAAACCUGCCAAUUCCUACCUUUUGUCUGUAGCUUAUGCGAAUUUGGCUAUAGGAUGAAUGAGUUUGCUGUUAAGAUUAGGAUAUAAUGGCACUAAGAAUGAGGUUUUCAGAGGCCUGCUUUGGGUUCUGAUUCACGGGCUAACAUAUAGCACUGAGCUACCUUGGGCAGUCGGGCAGUACUGUUUUUGAGUUGGUGCCACAGCUCUAGAAUUCUCUCAUGCUUCUUAUUCCCCUGCCUUCAACCAGCCUUCCUUCUGUGAAUAGAAAGGCUACAGUCAAGUGGUGGCCCCUGUUCAUGACAAGGGAUGGGGAAGCCGCUUUUAUGAAUUGUCCCUACAGGCUCCUGUAGAAUUUCCAAACAGCUCCAUUAGUUCAUCAUCAUCUUUUAGAAAAGAUUUUCACGGGGGGAAUGUGAAAUAUUGCUUUGUAACUUCAACUCACAGAAUCAUUUGAUCCAGCCUCUUUUUGCACUCCUCUUGUGUGUACACCAGUCUGCCCCAUCCUGAUGUUCUUCCUAUAUUUGGGAGUUCAACUUCCAUCAUCCCCACUAGUAUGGCCAAUGGUCAGUUGUAGUGCAAAACUCCUAUAGGACACCAGGUUGGGAAAGACAUUACAAUACAGAGAUUAGAUAGUUUCCGGAGUCCUAGCAUUCUUCUCAUUCUAUGCUUAAGUAUUUUAGUUAAUAGCAUUUGAAGACUAUUUUAUGGAAGUGUACAGUCCCUGUUUGUUAUGUUACCCUGUAUUAUUAUGGAAAAAACAGGGUAGGGGAAAAGCAAGCUUGAACUGAUGCCAAUAACCUUUUUUUUUUUUUUUUUAAAGGAAACAGUGACUAAUUUUCUGAAUACACCAGCUCUUGCCCUCUCUGCGUCCUACUGUGCUGCUUUAGUAGAUGGAGAUGGAUCUGUUUUUCCCUCCUCAUGGUGCAAGAAUCUUAAUUUCUGCACCAUAGAGUUAAUGUAAUUUCUUUAUUGAUUUUAUGUUUCUAGCUUUGUCUGAUUAGAACAACUAAUCACAUUUAUACCAAAUGAACAACACUUUUGAACAGGACAAGUAAAAGGAAGCACUUUGACACACAACAUAUAAAUUAAGAGAUUUGCUAAAACUAAUGUGAUGGCCAUCAGUUUGGCUAUCUUUAAGAGAGGGUUAGAAAAGAGAGGGAUAAAUCAAUCAGUGGCUACUGGUCAUAAUGGCUUUAUAUUACCUCCGGGAUUGGACACCGUGUCCCCCUGAAUAUGAAUUGCUGGGGUGCUGGUCUCUUUCUGGCCUGAUGGUUGGCUUCCUGUAGGCAGCCGGUGAGCCCCUGUAUGAGGCGAAUGCUGGAGUAGAGGCCUUUAAUCAAACUAUGUUCUUGUUAAGGUCUCAUGAAGAAUCACUUCUCAAAAGCUCCUGAAAAUAAGCAUGCUUUUGUUUCUUAAACACCUUUGGUUCUGAUACGUCCACUGUAGAGAACAGGACAUGAUGGAGGGCUUUUACUGAUGAAAUCGCCAUAAGCUGGAGAUAACUUGAUGACACAUAACAAUAACAACAAUUUUAGCAAGUAGAAUUAUUUGCAUCUCACUGUGUUUCACAGCCUGUGAUGUUUCACUUGAGAGGAAUGAAACUCAAGAGGAAUAUUACAUUGCAAAGCUGAAAGGUAAAACAAAUAGUUUUAAUUUCAGCAAAAUAUUAACAUGGAUAAAAUGAAACAUCUACAAAGGGUAAUGUAUUUUGGAAUUCUGAGCAGGCAUAUUGACUCUUUAGCUACCUGUAACAGUUUGUUAAUAUUAGAGUGUAAUUAGUCUUGGAGUGGAACUACAGCAUUAUAGUUUGUUUCUGCAAAUUAAUUUUGCAGCAAAAGGAAAUACCACUUCUCUUCUUAAACAUCUGUUUCCUUUUAGCAUUCAACAUUCAGGUCCAAGCUUUUUGUAUAUUGACAGAAGACACAUCCAAUAUCGUGAGUCUUUUUCUAUCUAUUUUCCAUGUAGUGAUAAUUAUAAAGCCUUUUGUUAAAAUUUGAAUAAUUUUUUUCUAUACUUCCUGUAAGACCUAUGUUAUCUCCCAUACAAAGCUGUGCCGUGUUUGGAAACUGAAAAAUUUUAUCCUUAUAGAUACAGGUUAUCUCUUUCAUAUUACCAAUGCCUGUGUGCACUAGAGAAUACAUAAAGGAAACCUUAAUGGUUCUAAAAUGAUUUGUUGUUACAUGAUCUCUUUCUUCAGCCAUAAUAAAGCUGCUUCUGAAAUUA
Messenger RNA from Varanus komodoensis (Komodo dragon), 5814 nucleotides. It is a transcript of the gene FAM151B, whose product is annotated as family with sequence similarity 151 member B. The record is from RefSeq and is a predicted model, not a curated record. The coding region runs from base 1189 to 2055 and encodes 288 amino acids. The transcript has 5 exons. NCBI's taxonomy places the organism in Eukaryota, Metazoa, Chordata, Lepidosauria, Squamata, Varanidae.